Molecule: messenger RNA, 3156 nt
Organism: Balaenoptera ricei (Rice's whale)
Lineage: Eukaryota; Metazoa; Chordata; Mammalia; Artiodactyla; Balaenopteridae
Gene: SHE
Product: Src homology 2 domain containing E
Exons: 6
Coding region: 394-1893 (499 amino acids)
Molecular function (GO): phosphotyrosine residue binding
Source: RefSeq, a predicted model, not a curated record
CGCGGCGCCGGGGACACUCCUGCCGCCUCCGCUUCGUCUCCCCUGGUCUCCGGGAGUGUGGGCAGGGCUGUCCCGGGGCUUCCGUGGGCCCGGCCUCUCCCACUUCGGGAGGAAAAAGCAGGGGAAGCCCCCGGCGCCCGCCGCCCCCGGAGACCCGCGGAGCCCCCAGCCGUGCAGGCGCUGAAGACGAGCUCGGGCGGGGCCCCGGUGCGUCGUGCCUGUCGCCGUCCGUGUCCGGAGCGGCGGCUCGCGCCCGCCCGCUCGGCGCCCCGAGCCCCCCGCCCCGGGCCGUAGGGGCCCCACCCUGCGGGUAGUAGGCGACGGCCGGCCCGGGACGAGCGGAGCAGCCGUCGCGGGGCCUCGCCGCGGCCUCUAGCGCCCCAGCCCCGGGGAAUGCAGUGGCCCCCGGCCCCUGGCGCUUCUCCGUGUCUAAGCUGGGCCUCCUCGCUCGCCUGCUCCGCGGCCACGACGCUCCUGAGCCGCGCCGGCCGGGCCCCCCUCAUGGCGGCCAAGUGGUUCAAGGAGUUCCCCCUGAACCUGAAGACAGUGUCGGAGCGGGCCAAGCCCGGCGGCGGGGGAGGCGGCAAAUUGCGCAAGAACUCGGAGGCGGGCGGCGCGGGGCCCGCCCCGGGCAAGGGCCGAAAGAACUCGGCGGCCGAGCUGGGGAGCAGCCGGGCCGGGGUCGGCCCCCCCAAGGAUAGCCGGCUAUCCCGAGACAACCUGCAGGGUCUGAUUCAGGCCGCCGCGGGCAAGGGCCGCAAGAACUCCCGGGCCACCGAGGAGGAGCCCCACCGGGGCGCGGCCAAGAGCUCAGGCUGCAGCACCUACAUCAACAGGCUCAUCAAGGUGGACACUCAGGAGAAGAAUGGGAAGAGCAACUACCCCAGCAGCAGUAGUAGCAGCAGCAGUAGCAGCAGCAGCCCUUCCUCCGCGUCCUCUUCCCCUUCCUCCCUGGGACCCGAACUGGAGAAGGGCAAGAUUAUUAAGCAGCAAGACACGGUCAUCAUUUUAGAAGACUAUGCUGACCCUUAUGAUGCUAAACGGACGAAAGGCCAAAGGGAUGCAGAGAGAGUAGGGGAGAAUGAUGGAUACAUGGAGCCCUAUGAUGCACAGCAAAUGAUAACAGAAAUCAGACGACGAGGUUCCAAAGACCCCCUGGUGAAGGCUCUUCAGCUGCUCGACAGCCCCUGUGAGCCAGGGGAGAACGGCGCAAAGCCCGAGGCGCUGGCCAAGAGACGGAGCUCUAAGGAGCUGCUGGGGAAGCCGCCGCAGCUGUACGACACGCCCUACGAGCCGGCGGCCGAAGGCGGCCCGCGCGCCGAGGGGCUGGAGCGGAAGGCGCGGCUGCCCCAGGACGACGAGAGGCCCGCGGCCGAGUACGAGCAGCCCUGGGAGUGGAAGAAGGAGCAGAUCGUGCGGGCGCUGUCGGUUCAGUUUGAAGGCUCUGAGCGACCUUCCGUCAAGGAGGAGACAGUGAGGCAACACCACCGACAGAAGAGUUGGACCCAGAAGAUCCUGAAGCCAACCCUUUCUGACCACAGUGAGGGGGAAAGAGUGGACCCAGCCCUGCCACUGGAGAAGCAGCCUUGGUAUCAUGGUGCCAUCACCCGUGCUGAGGCUGAGAGUCGACUACAACCCUGCAAAGAAGCUGGGUACCUGGUUCGAAACAGCGAGUCAGGGACCAGUAGGUACUCCAUUGCACUAAAGACUAGUCAAGGAUGUGUCCACAUCAUAGUGGCUCAGACCAAAGACAACAAGUAUACCCUGAAUCAGACGAGUGCUGUCUUUGACAGCAUCCCGGAAGUGGUACACUAUUAUUCCAAUGAGAAGCUGCCUUUCAAGGGGGCAGAACAUAUGACCUUGCUCUACCCUGUGCACAGCAAGCUGCACUAAGGUUCAGCCACCAAAAGCCCCAGCGGGGCCUCUCACACCUAGGAGGGCAUCAGCACCCAACCAGUAUCUCAGGGGACAAGGCUGGACUGCACCAUAAUAUUUUGGAGGAAGCGGGACGCUUCAUUUAGGAGUCAAAAAGUCUUCGGCCUUGAAUCCAUUCCAUGACACUUGGCUACUGACCUGUCCCUUUUCUCCUUGCUAAACAGUUCUACAAUGAGAAACCAUAAUUUACCAGUUGCCUCCAGUCCUGGCGUAGGGUGCUCUAUUUGGGGCGUGACCCUCAGGAAAGGUAAGUCAGGAGUCCAGAAAUAUUAAGAUUCUCCAAAAAUGUGCUAGUUGUUCCGUGGAAUACCUGGUCUCCAAACAAACCAACAAAAAUGCACUUGGCUUUUACAUAAGACAACAAAAGAUGAUCAUGUGGACCCAAAGAGCAUGUAAUACAGGACCCCUUCUUGGGGGAAAAGCAUGAACAGUGGAAAAUAAGUAAAUAGUGGGCACUUUGGAGAAAGCUAUAUUUCACUCUUGAGGGUCCUAGUUCAGCUCCGGAGUCCAUAAAAAUUCACAACUGUAGGGUCUGGCAAAAGGAUUAUUAAGAAAGUUUGUGUUUUCUCAAUUUCUGUGGACCUUUUCAGCAAAUCAGUAAUAUAAGCAUAAAUAAGAAGGAAGAUGCCCCUGAUUUAAGAAUCACCAAUAUAAUUAAACAUUGGCAGCGUUACCAUUAUUCUGAAUUAUAGAAUAAAAUGUACAACGAAGAUUUCAUUUCUGAUUUUUAACAAAUCUGAAAAUUUACAAAGCUCAACAACUGUUUUCUUAUUGAAUAAUUAUACAGAACUUCUGAUAUCUUUUGUUUCACCUUUGUUCAUUUUAGUUAUUGGAGCCAUUUUUAAUUUUUAUCCCUAAAAUUGGAUUCGCUUUGUAUUUUAGAGUAACUUAAAAAUAUAUAUAUAUAUAGGGAGUUCCCUGGCGGUCCAGUGGUUAGAACUCCACAGUCUCACUGCCCAGUGCCCGGGGUUCAAUCCCUGGUUGGGGAACUAAGAUCCCACAAGUCGCGCAGCAGAUAUAUGUGUGUGUGUGUGUGUGUAUAUAUAUAUAUAUAUACAUAAACUCUAGGACAUGAUUGUGUGAACUGGGUCUCUAAAACCUGCAAAUUUUCUCUCAUGCUGUACAAAGCAGACUGGUUGGCACCGUAUAAAAAUAUUUUAAAAGACUGGCAUUUUCUCUAUCUACUACUGCUUAAAGAUAUUAAAAUAAUAUUCAUAGUAC